Molecule: messenger RNA, 1979 nt
Organism: Scylla paramamosain (green mud crab)
Lineage: Eukaryota; Metazoa; Arthropoda; Malacostraca; Decapoda; Portunidae
Exons: 4
Coding region: 1259-1900 (213 amino acids)
Source: RefSeq, a predicted model, not a curated record
UGGCGAGAUAACAGUUACGUAAUGUUGCGUCAGUGGAUUUCGGAUGUGAAUUAUGUGUUAACGUAUAAUUCUGUUAGUCUGCAAUAUAGACUUCCAUAUACAUAGCAAACAAUCACUAUAUCCUUACUUGUAGCCGUAUCAUAAUAUUAUUUUCUGAACAGUGCGUGUGCUCGCGCCACCUGAAUACCAUGUCUUUUCCAGUCCCUCCACCGCCAAUUGCUUCCCCCUACACACACACACACACCUUCAGAAUUUAGGCAAUAAAUUCCCCUUGUAAUACUUCUCCAGCACCUUGUAAUUUUUAAUAUUUUCCUUUGAACGUGUUUUUCAUUCUUUUCCUCUUCUAUUCUACUUUUCCCUGGGUCAACGGGAAGGAAGUGAUAAGCUAAUGUGCUGGAGAUGCUACGAUAGAGGAGAUGAGGUGGGUAAUGGACUCUGUGUGGGCGGGAGGAGGAGGAGAAGGAGAAGGAGGAGGAGGAGGAGGAGGAGGAAGUUGGUGACUGGAGACUAAGGAGCAGAGAGAAAGGAGGCGGGUAGAUGGAGAGAGCGGGGAAGAUUAUCAAAAGACGGAAUGGUAUAGGGAGGAAAAUGAAGGGGGGAAGAGCACUGGAGAAGGAAUAACGGGAGGAGCGAGGGAGGGAGGGAGGGAGGAAGAGAGUGCGAGCAGUCUGAGGACGCGUCAUUUACCUCCUCCCUGAGGAAACGCACGGAGGUCACUGGGAGGCAUUGAGGAUCGCCAUGGUGAGGUAGGUAGCGAGGGGCGGGAUUGAUGCCUGUGACUGAACAAAGUCUCGUGUAGAAAUACGUAGCUCUCUUCACGAAACUCAUAGAGGUAAUUGUUCCAUACAGUUUAGGGAGAAGGUAAAAAGGUUGACUUGAUAAUCUAACCCUUUUAAGUACGAUAAUGGUACAUAUGGUGUAUAAAAUUAACAGGGUUAGGUUAGGUUAGGGUUGCAUAGUGUCUUGUGAGUGAAAGUUACUAAUAACUAUGAUAUAAUUUGUAACUGAAGCUUUAAACUCCUAAUUACUGCAACACUGUAUCGGCUGACUCGGUAAUUUGAUUCUGUUUAGUACAAAAACGAUACAUGGGAUGAAUCAAACCAACGGAAAUAAUAUAUUAAUACGAUGUCUUGUGAAUAAAAGUUACUGAAAAUAAUGACAUCAUUUCUAACUGGAGCUUUAAAUUCCUAAUUACAACAUUUAUAUUCAUGAUAUUUAAAGAAUUUGCUACAUCACUUCUCUGCUGGCCACUGUGGUGAUGAUGGCGGCUGUUAGGGUGGUGACAGAGGCGAGAGAGGCGGGGAGUGAUGAAGGGGAGGCCAGGUACAUCUACGUCAACACGGAAUCACCCAUGACUAUCGCUGUGCUCCUCAACGUGCCUCUCUCCCUGGCCCUGCCCAUCGUCGCCCGCCACGAACACUACCACAGCAGCUACGAAGGGCGCCGCCUCUCACCGCCCCUCCCUGAGAGCAACAGCUCACAACAUCACUACGAAUACUCUUCCCAUGACGGAGAUAACCUUCUUCAUGAUGAUCCUCACUACUUUACAGAGACGUCUAGGCUGGCGUCAUAUUUUAUCUAUUUGAAGGUCGUGGAUGCUCCCUGUCAGGAAAGACUUCUGUGUGAACUGGCCUCCGACCCUCCAGCCUUCUUUCCCGCCUCGGACAUCUUUCUGAAGGAGCUGCGUCCUCAGCAUGGCGAUGUAGAGGAGGACGAGCACAACAGGUUCUGGCGGUACGUGAGGGCAGCUCGCGGGGGAGUGACGGAGGGUGACCCAGCUGGGUGUAGGGCGCGCCACCCUGCCUGUCCUGUGGCCAUCGGAGAGGUGCUCAACAUGACGGCGCUAAGAGUCUGGCAGCUCCUGGCUCAGAUUGCUGACAUCUCCUUCACCAACUACUGAAAUACAAGACCACGACGUGAGAUUUACAUAAAAAGACUGCAUUAUCCUUAAGAUCUAUUACUACUACUACUACUACUAA